Molecule: messenger RNA, 1275 nt
Organism: Morone saxatilis (striped sea-bass)
Lineage: Eukaryota; Metazoa; Chordata; Actinopteri; Moronidae
Gene: pex10
Product: peroxisomal biogenesis factor 10
Biological process (GO): protein import into peroxisome matrix
Cellular component (GO): peroxisomal membrane
Molecular function (GO): zinc ion binding
Source: RefSeq, a predicted model, not a curated record
GUAACUUGAUUUGGCUGCAUGAAACUGUAAGAAGAACCACUCUACGGGAAUAUGAGAGGAUAAUGUUGCAACCAUAGACAUAUAUAUGUAUAUAUGUCUAUGGUUGCGACUGUGCAGAAUACACACCACGGACACAAUAUGGUAGCUAGGUUAGCUUGUUCUGUUUAUCUUGCUGCCCGGUGGCAUCUUGAGUGUUUGCUAGUCUGAGCAUUUAGCACUUUGUAUGCUAACAUGCUAGUGUAGGACUUGACUGACAACCUGCUGUAUGGAAGUAAACCUUCCAGCGGUCAGACACAUUUCACCAUCAACUGUAACUCGGUUUGGGAACUUUAGCAUCUGAAAUUAGCUCUCUAAUGCUAGCUUACAAUGCCCCUCGCUCCUGCAAACCAGUCCCAGUUCAUUCGGUCGAGUCAGAAGGACGAAUAUUAUCAAAGCUUCCUCAGAAACAACGCCAACGAAGCGUUUCAAACACUUGCUGGUUCCAAACGAUGGCUGGACUGGAGGAGAGAGAUAGAGCUGCUGUCAGACCUCGCAUACUAUGGCUUAACAACAUUCUCAGGUUACCAAACCUUGGGCGAGGAAUAUGUCAACAUCGUCCAGGUGGAUCCCACUAAACGUCAAAUCCCCUCUCGGGCCAGACGAGGCCUCUUUGUCCUCUGCCACGCCUUCUUCCCUUACCUCCUGGACAAGGUCCUGGUGUGCCUGGAGAACGAGCUGGAAGGCGGGCAGGAGAGCCGCAGUGGUGUCGGUCGGCGGCAGGCGGCGUCCGGGCUGUGGAGCCUUGAGUUUUGGCUGAGGAGGUGGAUGCAGCGGGCGGUGGGGCUGCUGUCGGAGCCUCAGAGGAGGGCAUGCCUGCCAGCCGUGUUCAUCCUCCAGCAGGGUCUGACCCUCCUGCACAGACUCCAUGUGGCUCUUUUCUACAUCAGCGGCUCCUUCUAUCACCUGUCUAAGAGGGCGGCUGGAAUCAGUUAUCUGCGUGUCACAGGGCUGAACAGCGAUGACGGGACCAUCAGAAGCAGCUACAGGCUGCUGGGGGUCGUGUCCCUCCUCCAGCUGCUCAUCACAGUUUGUCUGCAGCUCAACAACUUCAGACAGAGACAGAGAGCCCGGCAGGAGUGGAAGCUCCAAAGGAACCUCAGUCCUCAGCACACACUGGGCUCGGGGCCCAGAGUCGCCCGCUGUAUCUUGUGCCUGGAGGAGAGGAGAAACUCCACCUCCACUCCCUGUGGACACCUCUUCUGCUGGGAGUGCAUCACGGAGUGGUGCAACACGAAG